AUGGGGUUUCAAGCUGCCCUGAAGCGGAUAGAGCUCCCCUAUGUUUCCCGGUGGAUUAACGACGAUAUUCGGCCUAUUGAAGCUCAAAGACGCACUUGGGGCUUCUUGACUUUUCACAACUUUUGGCUCUUGGUCAACUGCAAUAUCACCACCUACUUGACCGGGAGUGCCCUCAUCCCUCUCGGUUUGACUUGGUGGCAGGCCUUUAUAUGUAUCAUCAUCGGCAAUCUCAUUGCCACUGUCGCCGUGAUCGUUAACUCACUUCCUGGUAGUUACUAUCACAUUGGCUUCCCCGUGUUCAGUCGAGCUGUAUGGGGAAUGUGGGGUUCACAAUUCGUCAUUUGGAACCGCAUCUUUCUCAUAAAUAGGUAUGGCUUCACAGCCUGGGUUGGAGGGGAGUGCGUCUACGUGAUCCUCCUUUCCUGGGACCCAAGGCUCGAAUCCCAUAUCCCCAACGGCAUGCCAGUAGACACGGGCAUGACGACUGCACAAUUCGUCUCGUAUGUCAUCUUCAGCGUCAUUUCUCUCCCAGUCAUCUGGAUUCGCCCGCAUCGUCUCGAAAACUUCUUCCGCUUCGCCUGCUCCAUCACCCUUGUCUUCUUCGUCGUGCUUCUCAUCUGGGCCCUCGCAACCAUGGGUCCAUCAGGAUUUGGCGAUACUAUCACCUCGGGGUCAGCCCUUUCCAACACGGGUGGACCGGACAGCGUGGCUUGGUUGAUGAUCUACGGCAUCGUAUCAACAAUCGGUUCCAUCGCGGCCGGUAUUUUGAACCAGAAUGACUAUUCCCGCUUCGCUACGCAGCCCAAGCACGCCAUCGUGGGCCAGGCUAUCUCGUUUCCUUUCUAUAGCAUCUUCAGCUCGUUGAUAGGCAUCCUCGUCACUGCAGCGACUCAGGAGCGCUUCGGGGGCGAAGCCAUCUGGAACCCGCCUACCCUCUUUGCUCAGCUCCUGGCCCAGGACGAAACCGCUGGGACGCGGGCGGCCUGCUUCUUCGCGGGACUUUGCCUCGUAAUAUCGCAGAUCGGAGUCAACAUCCCUGGAAACGCGCUUGCCGGCGGCUUUGACCUGGCAGCGACGUUUCCCAAGUACUUGAACAUCCGUCGCGGCGCCUACAUCACCGCAAUUUUCAGCGUUGUCAUCAACCCUUGGCGUCUUGUCAACACUGCAACAAUCUUCCUCACGGUCCUUUCAAGUUACAGUGUUUUCUUGGCUCCGAUGACGGGGUUGAUGAUAUCUAGCUACUUGAUUGUUAAUAAGAGCAAGGUGAACGUCAACGACCUGUACCGCGGCGACUCUGGAAGCAUCUACUGGUUCUCUUACGGUUGUAAUUGGCGAGCUCCGGUGGCAUGGCUUGUGGGUGUUGUACCCUGCAUGCCUGGCUUCAUCGCUGCCGUUGACACUUCAGUGAUUGUGAGCGAAGGCGCCACAGAGCUGUACUCCAUGUCAUACAUCUACGGGCUCCUUUCCAGCGGUCUUGUGUACGCCUUGUUGCAUCGGUAUCUCCCGGCGAAAAGCUUAGACGCCUUUGUCAGAGACUCGCCGUCGGCCCGUGAACUCCAACAAAUGCAUCAGAGCAAAUGGGAUGUGACGCUGGCCGAGACUCCCGAAAUUCUCGAUGUGCUUUCUGGGCAUGGAAAAGCGCACAGGUGUUAUCGGCCAACUGCAUCGGCCAACUUCCCUCGCACAACAUCACCUGGGUCCGUCGGCCAACCUUAUCACGAACCCUUGAUAGCAUUAUCAUCGACGCCAUGCCUAACGAUACCAGAAAGUCGUCUCAAGGACGUAAAUUCAAAGUGCCGAGCGAGUUCGGCCAUGCUAGACAAUCGAGAAGCCGAAAGAACCGUCCUUGUGACGCGUGUCGCAAGAGAAAGACGGCGUGCGUUAUCACCUCUACGCCACCCUGUAAGUGGUGUGGUCCCCGAGUCUGCAGGCAUAGAAUGCAAGUCAUCGGCCUCGGAAAGCGUUGGUUCUGCGUCGCCUGCAUCUGCAUCCGCACCCGCCCCUCAGGAUGUCGCGCAAGAUGGGCCCUCCAGUCACUCGGAAUCUCCACGGAUAACGUUAGAUGAUUCGGUUCCUUCGCCUCGCAAUGACACGCUUGAAAUAUUUCCGGUACCUCACGUGCAAACACUAGAAGACAAUGAAAACAGGACAGCACAUAGCAUGGGCCUGGCAGCUGAGCAAGACACCCACUUCCUUGCCUCUUUCCGCUCGGACGUCCUGAGCGGUCCCAAUCAGAUCGACGCAGAGUUUAUCCAGGUCUACGGAGGAAGCGGGUACCCCUGGGAUCCUCCGGUUCACUUCUGUCUCUUGCAGGACGAGUUUACAACCCAGGACAAUAGGGCCAGGGAAGAAGCAUCUCGUGCGAUAGAGGAAUUGGUCGAACCUCACGGCCCCGCGCUCGUACGCCUGUAUUUCAGACACAUCCAUCCGGUACUGCCUUUUCUAUCAAAGUGCAGGUUCUUGAGACAGUACUCCGACGAUAAGACCAAGCUUCCUGCCUCCCUCCGCGGGGCCGUUUACGCCCUAGCCUCGGUCUUUGAGAAGACUGAACCGUCUCUGCAAGGCCCCUUUCCUUUCCGACAACAUGAUCUCGCCGACCUUGCCACAGACUCCUUACAACGAGAACUCGACUCGCCAAACUUGGCUAAGCUUCAAGCAUCUCUGCUGCUCCUCCACAUGACGCCCAACAGAACAGACAGCAUCGCGCAUCCCAGGACCUGGACAUCGACAGCGCAGGCCGUAGCCACUGCCCAGAUGGUUGGGUUGCACCAGGAUGCUGGGAAGUGGAAUCUCCCUGCGUGGGAGAAGAGACUACGGAGGAAGCUGUGGUGGGCUACGUAUGUAGCUGACGUGUGGUCGGCAGUGUGCCACGGAAACCCGCCACACAUUUAUCCAGCUUCUUUCAACACAUCACACGUUACAAUGGAGGAUUUACGCGCUGAAGAGAGCGUUUCGGAGGAGUUGCGUGGAUUGGUCGACCAGGACAAUGUGGAGUUUGAUGUUGCUACGGGGGCCCGGUUUCUGGAAUUGGUGAACGUGAGCCAGACCAUGCGUGGGGUCAUCGACUGCAAGUCACAGAAGAUAGAGGUGAUGAACCGAGGGCGUCUUGUCUCGCUCCAGGGCGAAUUGCACAACUGGUUGACACUGCUGCCGCAAUGUCUUACGAUGCCUCAACUUGUGAGGGAUCCUGUUUUAUCCAACAAUGCGCCCCUUCACCUCGCGUACUAUGCCCACUUGGCGCUUCUUUACCGCGCACUCAUGAACCCAGCUACCAAGAUUGCCAAGGCAAUGCCAUCAUCCAGCCUGCACCUGUGGUUCGGCACUGCGCUCUCCGACUUUGCUAGCUUCACGAAUUUCAUGGGCGAACUAACCCCUAAGGACCUACAAGGUUUCUGGGGCUGCCGUAUGUCUCCGUUCCGCUUUCCUAGAGACGUCACUUCGGCCUUCAACCUGCUCGAGGGCUUUCAUGACAUCCUGCAGCGGCUCAAUCGACAGGCGAACUCAAUUUCGGAGUUACUUCUCCUUCCAGUCACCCUUCGGAUAGACUCGUUCUUCACCCAAGCAGCCGACCGACUACGCGGUGGGCCACCUGUCAUCGGCACAGCCGCGGCAACUUCAACUUUCGCAGCGGCACCAAACAUAAUCUAG
Molecule: messenger RNA, 3648 nt
Organism: Colletotrichum phormii
Lineage: Eukaryota; Fungi; Ascomycota; Sordariomycetes; Glomerellales; Glomerellaceae
Product: permease for cytosine/purines, uracil, thiamine, allantoin-domain-containing protein
Exons: 12
Coding region: 1-3648 (1215 amino acids)
Biological process (GO): nucleobase transport; transmembrane transport; DNA-templated transcription
Cellular component (GO): plasma membrane
Molecular function (GO): zinc ion binding; DNA binding; nucleobase transmembrane transporter activity
Source: RefSeq, a predicted model, not a curated record